Messenger RNA from Panicum virgatum (switchgrass), 1433 nucleotides. RefSeq lists its product as uncharacterized. The coding region runs from base 420 to 1115 and encodes 231 amino acids. NCBI's taxonomy places the organism in Eukaryota, Viridiplantae, Streptophyta, Magnoliopsida, Poales, Poaceae. The transcript is spliced from 2 exons. The record is from RefSeq and is a predicted model, not a curated record.
AAAUUAUUUGAAAUAACCACUACAGCACCCGUCUCUCUCCUUUCCUCCAUGUCGCUCCCGGUGAUGGUGGCGGUGGCGGCGGCGGCGGCGGUUGCCUCCGGGCCAGAUCCGCUAUUUUCGGGACCAGACCCAGGCAUAGAUGGGCAGAUCCGGGCAGCCUAACACCAGAUCUGGAGGCGCCGCGGCAGCACGGCGCAGCGGGCCGCACGGCAGCCUUGCCGUGGAGGGAGCAGCACUAACGGCCGCCCCUCCCUGCUGAGGCGGCGAGAAGGUGCCGCGUAUGACGCGGCCGACCCGACCCCACGCCUCCACCGCGCGGUGCUCACCCGCCGCCUCGCCGCGGACUAAAUCUCUGCCGCCUCGCCGUGGACCAAAUCUACGUCGACUCGCGUCGGUCCCCGCCUCUCCACCCCCUGCCCAUGGUGCUGCGCGCGGCGGCGACGCGCGACCGCGGCCUGCGGAGACGCGCCUGGUCGCCGGGUGCGGCUGCGGGGCCGCGCGAGGGGGCGGGGCUUGGCAGCGGGGCGCGGCCGUCGGCCCGCGGGGAAGCGCGCGGCAGGGGGCGCGACCGCCUCCGUUUCCCGUCCUCCGCCUCCCACACGGCGCCUCCGGCCGGCAGCUUCCUCUUCCGGCUGGGCCAUUGGGUGCGGCAAGGCGUCCACCAACGGCAGGCGGCGGCCAAUGGCGUCCUUUCGCAGCUCUACCACCGGGGCGUGGAGAUCGAUGCGCUCUUGAGACACGAGAUUGAGAGGAUGUGCGUGGGGCUCCAGCAGGCACGGCGGCGCCGGCACGCGCGCGGUGGUCACCGCCGUCGAGCGCGCCGCGGCGGAGGCCGAGCUGGACCACGCCCGCUGCCGGAACGCCGAGCUGGAGGGCCAAGCGUGGUUGGGCGUGACCCGCGACACGAGAUCGUCGCCGUGGGGCUCCGCGUCACGCUGGACCAGCUCCUCCAGCAGCCCGCUGCGGCGCCCUCAUUGGGGCCGGUGCCGCCGACGGCGACACGGAGGAGGCGCGGUCCUGCUGCUUCGAGACAUCCCCGGCCGCCGCCGGCGCAGCGUCCCGGGACCCGGCGCCGCCCUGCAGGUCCUGCGGCGGCCGUGACGCGUGCGUGCUAAUCCGUGCUAGCACCUGCGGCUGUGCCGCGCGUGCGACCCCUGCUGCAAGCUCGCAUGGGAGCCUCCCACGCGUCACGGCGAGGUCGGCCUCCUCGCGCUGCUCGCCACGUGCUGUUGUGCCUCGUGGAGCUGGACAUCCCGUCGAUGCUCGCCGGCACCAAGUACAUAGGCAUGCUGGAGGAGCGCGUGACGGGCGUGCUCCGGGAGGCGGAGGUGGCCGAGCCCGGGAAGGGGGACGGUGGUGCUGUUCGUCGAUGCUGUUAGAUAUCUAGGCAAUUUUCGGUAUAUUUUAAUUCUAAAUAUUAAUAUCAAUUUCAU